UUGAAUGUCGCGAAAAUCGGAACGAAACUGCCCGACAAAAUGGCCGCUGUUUGUACGCUAAUAGUGUAAAAGUAUGCAAUUCCAAGGUUGUGGACCCUCUAAUUUAAAUGUCAGAAUUUGUGCCCGAUAUAUGUUUAUAUCCCAGAGAUAUCGGUUCGUUUCGAUAUACGUAAAUAUACGUAACUUCCUGAAUUAUGACCCAGAUUGUACGGAAAGUCGCCUUUUUUUAGCUUGUUUUCUAUUCAUCUCUUCCAAAAUGUGGACAUAUCUUGCAUGACAACCGCUUGUUUCUUAGUGGAUAUGGUAUUUCAUUGAGAUGAUUGUAGGCCGGAUGAGUCGUGUGUUUAUUGAGUUGUUACAGCUCUCAAUUUUAAUCAGUCAAAAAUGAAAUGGGGUUUAACGUUCUACAUUUCUGCGCCGAUAUUGUCAAUAACAAUAUUUGCGUCAUUUCACGAUUCUUCAAAACUUUGUUACCGAUCAGCCUUAGUAAUGAUCUAUUAUGUUAACAUUAUAUUUCAAUUGUGUUGAUAUAUAUGUAAGGGGGGUAGGAUGACCGAACGGUUAGCACGUGCGCGCUGUAUCAUAAGACCUGCCAUUGAGUCAAUUGGCGUGGUUUCGAUUCCCCCGAUUGUACGUGACAAGGAGUAAGGUCGCUUGUCCAACCUCGUGUGUUUUCUCCGGGUCCUCCGGUUACCCCCCACUGCUAAAGACCACUACGCGCAAGCGAAUUAUUGAAUUAGAAUUGAACCAUGUGCUAGUCCCGAAAUGACAUAGUUUGUGUCGAGUGGACGUUACCCUCUCUCUCUCUCUCUCUCUCUCUAUACCAACUUAGUCCUUUAGCGAUUUACCUCCUAUUUAUAUAAACAUAAAUAGGUUAAUAAAGUGUAUGAUCCCCCCUGCUAUAGUCAGGGAUCUUUUUACCCAAGGAAUCUCAUUUCUCCUCGGUGACCAUAGUGUUCCCUUUCCCAUCUAUUUAAGAUUAUCGUGGCUGGGUUCAUAAAUAUAUUUUUCCUGUGUUGUACCGAAUGUCGACAAAGUUUGCACACAAAAAGUUAAAACAAAAACGGUUUUUCCAGUUUGAUAUAAAUAAGUUGAUAAGUAAACGACAGAAGUUUCAAGUUCACAAAAAUCGCGUAGAAUAAAGACUCAGAAGCAGUGUCAAGAAUUUACCAAUCCAUCAUGUUGGCAUCAUUCGUUGUUACAAUGAUAAUUGCUACAUCAGUGUUCGGCAAGGAUGCUUGCGACUCUGGAUUAUGUACGUGUGCUGGAAAACGAGCGUUAUGCAGGGGUCUGAAUCUCACAUACAUCCCUAAAUUUCCUGAGAAGAUAAGAAAUGUUGUCUUCAGUUACAAUAAUUUAAGAAAACUUGACGAAAAUACAUUUUCAAACCUCAGUACUCUAAAUUUAUAUAAAUUAUCUAUAGCAUACAAUCAUAUUCAAAAUUAUGGAAACAUUACACUGGAUAAUCUUCAUCAACUCAAAAUAUUUUCUUUGACUGGGAACUUAUUGAAAAGUAUUUCCCUGCCCAAUGUAGUUAAGAGUAUCAGUCGCAUAAAACUUUCCACCCUUGUUCUGAAAUACAUAGGUGUAACGAAUAUACCCGAAGAUUUGUUCAGUGUUUAUGAAUCCUUUAAACGCCCUUCCUUGGAACAAUUAGAUUUGUCUUGGAACAACAUAAAUUUAUUUAACGUUUCAAUAUUUAAACCACUGAAGCGGUUGAAAAUAUUAUACCUUACUGGCAACAAACUUGCCGACAUGUCAUCCAUCAUCAUGGAUCAUGGACUGGAUUUAAAAAAAUUAUAUUUAAAUUCGAAUUACUUGAAUUUCUUCCCAAACUUUUGCCCUAAUGGAACGGCAUAUUUCCGCAAUCUGGCCUUUUUAAAACUAGAAAAUAACAGUAUUCGAUUUAUAUUCCCUGAACACAUGAAUUGCCUUAAGAAACUGAAUCAUCUUGGUCUGAGUUCUAAUAGUAUUACAACCAUCGAGCCAGAUACAUUUUACUUUUUAUCAUCUUUGCUCUAUUUGACUUUGGAUAGACAAAGUGACACUAAGUCAUAUUUUAACCCCAGAGGAAGAGCCUUUAACAAUACCAAACUCACCAAGCUGAAUUUGUAUGGCAAUAAACUGAAAUCUAAUCAUUUGGAUCCACAAGCCUUCGACGGUGCUAACAGUUUAAAGUUAUUAACCUUGUCAAACAAUGUUCUCACAAAUACUGAAAACCUUAACAAAGCACUGUCAAGUUUAAAAUCUCUCCAUGUGUUACUGAUACAAAACAACUAUUUGUAUUCUUUACCAAAUGUUUUAAGAGACGGUCUCCCAUCACUGACAACAUUGGAUUUAAAAUACAACUUCAUCUCAAGUUGGCCAGCUAGGUUUUUCCAUAACAAAAAAGACAUGUUUGACAUAAAUCUGCAGUACAACAUUCUGAAAACUGUUACCCCAGAAAUGUUUCCCAAAUCCUUAAGAGGUAGACUCACAACAAUUCGACUGAAUGGUAAUCCUUUCGUGUGCAAUUGUGAAUUAGUUUGGUUCAUUCAGUGGAUUCAUCGGGAAUCUCAUAAAUUUGUUGGAUAUCCAGACGACUACAGGUGCCUCAACAUCACAGAAAGAAUUUGCCUGAAUAACACCGGAGUGUUUAUCUCAGUGACAACAGUAACGUGUUUCUUUAUCUUUGUUAUUUUCAUCAUGUCCGUUAUCUACAAAUAUAUCUGGCAUAUUAAAUAUCAUAUUUAUAUGUGGAGAUACAGACCUAGACAGUUAUUGGAUAUUGCAGAGAAACAUUUUGUUUAUGACAUUUUUGUUGCUUACUGUAUACAAGAUAGUGAUUGGGUAUUGGACGAUCUAGUAUCAACCAUAGAAGAUGGAGAAAAUAUCAAGUUGUGUAUUCAUGAAAGAGAUUUUCUUGGUGGAAAACUGAUUAUCGAUAAUAUUGUGCAGCAUAUGGAAAGCAGUCGUAAAGUUCUUGUUGUUUUGUCCAAUGAUUUUGCUAGGAGUAAAUGGUGUCAGUUUGAAAUGAGUUUAGCCCAGAAACUAGUUAUAGAUAUGAGUAUAGAGUCAAUAGUAGUCGUAUUACUAGAGGAUAUAGCAACAGUUAAUAUGAGUAAGUCAUUAGACGCUCUGUUAAAAACUACUACUUAUAUCACUUGGAAUGAUCAAGAGGAAGGGGGCCUUGAAUUUUGGGAAAGACUUAAAACAUCUGUUAAAAGAGAAAUCGAAUGAGAUUAAAUCUUUGCUAUGUCGACCUUUCAUCUAGUUUUCUAAGACUGAAGACUCUGUUGUUGCCAUUGGGUCACCUUACACCGAAUAGUCUCCUGACAUUCCAUGUGAAUAACAUAGUUCCAGUUAGAUACAUGCAAGACUGGGCGUCGUACACGGGGCAGAGCAUGUUUACUCUUUCCAUAACAUCUAUAGGGUUCACGUAGCUAUUGUUGUUUUAAUUGACCACGUUACUAGACUACAACAUGAAACAGACCCCCCCCCCCCCCCCGCGCUCAGCUACAUAAUUUUUUUUGGUAAAUCAAAACUUUUUAUGAGAAAAGUUUCUCGACCGUGUGCUUUAUCCUUUAUCGUCAGAUGUGGGACAGGAUGGGCACUUAAAGCACGAGAUAAUGAUAUAGACAAUAUGUGAUAUCACAAUUGAUGCUUUGCAUCCAUGAAAUUGAAUCACAAUGUCAUUAUAUUAAUUCAUAAUAAAAAUUGACGUCAAACGAGAUGUUGAAUUUCUCUGUUUAAAAAGCUCAAUGUGUAUGUACAUACGCCAAAAUGACGAUAGAGGCAAUGCGGGAGGGGGGGGGGAGAUAUAUUGUGUCAGGAACUUUGCAAACCCCCUUCCUGCAAAAAUUCCUGGAUCCGCCCCUGAAUCUCUUGCAAAAUGUGGGUGUAUCUUGUAUAGCAACCGCUUGUUUCAUUUGGUUCCAAUGUAAUUUUGGUGGACUUAUAUAUUAAAUGUAAUUUAGAUGGGCUGGUAUUGUACAUGUAUAUUGAAUGUAAUUUAGGUGAACUGGUAUAGUAUAUUUAUUUUAAGUUUGCUCUACUGGUAUAGUCACAGGCACUUGAAGGGAUUAAAAUAAAAUUUCUUACUACUGCUUGACUAUAUAUUAUAGUAUAUAAAAGGUAUUUCAGGCGCCAUCUUUGUUUACACGUCUUCAAGACAUUUCUUCUGCUAUCACCUCACAAUACUCACUAGUUCUAACACUUCCCGUCGUUUUUAUUGCCAACGAGACCUUAUUUCCGGGCUGUUCAAGUUGGUUUUCGGUAAGUGAUAGCGCUUCAAGUUUGAUUUGUAAUUAAUAACGAUGUGAAAUGACCAAUUUAAUUACAUCAGAAGCUGAAUAAUGAUCAAAUAAGGCCUCGUUGGUAUAGUAUAUUAAAUGUUAUUUGCUUGGACUUGUAUAUUAAUUGUAAGUUUGGUUGACAGAUUAAGUGUAUUAAUUUUAAUUUAGGUAGACUGGUAUAUUAUAUUAAAAGUAAUUUUGGUGGACUUAUAUAGUAUGUUAUAUUAUAUUAAAUGUAAUUUUGGUGGACUUAUAUAGUAUGUUAAAUGUAAUUUUGGUGGACUGGUAUAGUAUAUUAAAUGCAAUUUUAGUGGACUGGGCUGUAAUUUUGGUAAACUGGUAUGCAUAUUAAAUGUAAUUUUGGUCGACUUAUAUUGUAUAUUAGAUGGAAUUGUGGUGGACUUGAAUUGUAUAUUAAAUGUAAUUUUGGUGGAUUUGUAUAUUAAAUAUAAUUCUGAUGUACUUGUAUAUUAAAUGCAAUUUUGAUGUACGUGUAUAUAUAUUAUAUCGCGAGA
Molecule: messenger RNA, 4789 nt
Organism: Patella vulgata (common limpet)
Lineage: Eukaryota; Metazoa; Mollusca; Gastropoda; Patellidae
Product: toll-like receptor 13
Exons: 2
Coding region: 1180-3219 (679 amino acids)
Biological process (GO): immune response; toll-like receptor signaling pathway
Cellular component (GO): membrane
Molecular function (GO): transmembrane signaling receptor activity; protein binding
Source: RefSeq, a predicted model, not a curated record